Molecule: messenger RNA, 1518 nt
Organism: Dacryopinax primogenitus
Lineage: Eukaryota; Fungi; Basidiomycota; Dacrymycetes; Dacrymycetales; Dacrymycetaceae
Product: ArfGap-domain-containing protein
Exons: 4
Coding region: 1-1518 (505 amino acids)
Biological process (GO): endoplasmic reticulum to Golgi vesicle-mediated transport; endocytosis; intra-Golgi vesicle-mediated transport
Cellular component (GO): Golgi apparatus
Molecular function (GO): GTPase activator activity
Source: RefSeq, a predicted model, not a curated record
AUGAGCGGUCUGAGCAAGGUGCAGGCAGAACGCAACCAGCGUGUCGUCAUUGAGCUUGCACAACAGCCUGGCAACGAUGUCUGCGCGGACUGCAAGGCACGACUACCGAGAUGGGCGAGCUGGAAUUUAGGUAUAUUCUUGUGCGUACAAUGCGCGAGUGUGCACAGGAAGAUUGGGACGCAUAUUACCAAAGUGAAGAGCUUGACAUUGGACAGUUGGACGCGUGAGCAGGUCGAUAGCAUGAAGAAUAUGGGCAACAUCAAGUCGAAUGCAUACUACAACCCCGACGAACGACGUAACCCCCCUCCAACAAACAUGGAAGACACAGAGCGGGACAGCGAGCUCGAGAAGUUCAUUCGCGCGAAGUACGAAUACAAGAAAUUUCUUGCUCAUCCAGGUUCGGCGGCGGCGCAGGCAGAGAAGAAGGCGAAUGGGCUAUUGCCGCCUCCUCCCCCAAAGGACCAAGUGCCUAGGAGCAAGACGGCCCCUCCGCCCCAGGCGCUGGCGAACAAGCCCAGCCCACCACCUGUGCCGGCGAACGAGAGCCCCGCGCGUAUGCCCUCAUUCGCUCAGCAACCACCGUCCACCCAGUUCCAGCCUCAACCUCCACCGCCUCAGCUGGGGAUGAGGCCAAUGUCAUCUGCGCCAGCGUUUCCUCAGCAGCCGAGGAUCCAGCUUCCGCCGCAGAUGCCUCCCCGCCCGUCAGCGCAACCUCCUACACCCUCCGUUCUGCCGCCUAGUAGCCCAGUGUACGGCGAUAUGAUGGCCCUCCAGACUGGUGGACCUUUGCCUCCAUCCGUCAACCCUAUGGUAGGGCAGUCGAUGUCUAUGCCACCCAUGGGAGCGGCGCCAAACCCCUUCCAGGCGCUGCAGCAAUCAGGAACGCCCACGUACCCUUCUGCAUUCAACACCUUAGGAAGGAGUCCUUCGAGGAGUGUCUCCCUCCCCGUUGGCGCACCAACACUCGCCAUGCAGGCAACAGGGAUAAACCCCUUCUUCGCGCAACAGCAGCAGCGACAAUCAAUGCAACAGGGUGCGCUCUUACAAGGUACGCCGACUACCGGAUAUCUACCCACGCCACCCGCGAUGCCCUCGUCUUUCGCCCUGCCAAGCGCCAACGUGCCACCCAUCAACAUUCCCCCUGUUCAGCCCCAAGCAACGGGAUACUUCCCCUCCCCGCAGUCUACAGGUUACCUUCCUCCCUCCCCAUCUGCUGGCUUCCUGGGACCUCAACCAAGCACAUCUCCCUUCUCUGCGGCGUACGGCUCGUCCGCCCCCUCGACCUCCCCAUUCCCGCAGGCAUAUCCACAGUCUUCCCCAUCUCCGUUCGGAAAUAUCCAGCAGCCAGCGUUCACAGGGACACCAACAGGGUACGGCGCCCCUCCGACUCCAUUUAGUCAGGUUGGAGGGGGAAGUCCGUUUCCCCAGCCCCAGCAAGCGCAGCCGCAACAGGGGAAUCUGGGUGCAUUCGCGAGCGGGAUGAUGCCUCGGAACAGUACGAACCCGUUCCAACGUUGA